Hydatigera taeniaeformis is the source of this 1119-nucleotide messenger RNA. The record is from the annotation of a GenBank genome assembly. Lineage: Eukaryota; Metazoa; Platyhelminthes; Cestoda; Cyclophyllidea; Taeniidae.
UUAAGUUGGUGCGUUUUUCGGCAGCGUCGGGAUCACCUCAAAACAGACCGCAGCGCCAACGACUCGCACCAGAUGAAGGGAUCUGCAGAGGUUAAUAUCUCCUGCUAUGACCUACCAGACAAGUCCACUCAUUCGAGUCUUGAGGAUGUCGAUGAACGAGGCGAAGGACCGGUGGCAGGUCAGCGCCAGGUGGAAGGAGAAGUGUUAAACCCCUCCUGCUGUUGCUGCUGUUGCACAUAUACUUCCGCCGGCGCGCCUAUAAUUGCUUCUGCCAACUCCCUGCCAGUGUCUACCGAGGAGGCACCGAAACCGUCGGAGUACUGCGAGAGACUCCAUCUCACUCCCGCUAGCGCCUCCCUUCCCGCUUCCCCUGCCAUUCCACUGAUUGAGACACAUCCCUUUUUAGUGCAGCCGCCUUCACUUCCAUCCAGGAGAGUAAUUGAGUUGGGUCAACAGAGGGCUAACCUCAUGGAAUCCUCGUGUUCUGCAGGGGACAUCCAACAAACCACUAGGGAAAAGGACCCUUCUGCUGCUGUAUGCUAUAGUGACGAACCUCCUAAAGCGAAAAACCGAAGCUUACUUGAACUGCGUCGAGGUCCGCGUGCAGCGCUUGUGCUAAAUUUGCACAGUGAAGCUUCGAGCAGUCCUUCACCACUUCACAGAGUGCUUCUGGGAGAAAUAAGUGCCGCAAGUGAGGAGGACAACCGGCUGCUGUUCUCGGAGCACCCGCCGACCAGCUAUUCUACCUUUGGACAUGAAUCGCCACUGUGCCUAGCGAGCGGUGAGACUUUGACGGUGCAACCGCCGAUAGCACUUGCCAUCGCCGCUACUCCACCUACCAAUCUCUCACCACGCCCCAAGACUGGUGAAGAGCCCAGUCGUAUAGCUGAUCGUGUCACCCUGCGCACUGCCUCCCUUCUUCUUACUCCUGAGGCUCUUGAAGCAAAACUUGGGCAAGGAGGUGAGGACAGCCUCUAUAAGGAGUUCUGGGACAUUCCUAUGAACUUUGCAAACAAAGCCGAUUGCCCUUGGGUUGGAGUGGGUCAGAAAAAUCGCUACCAUGAGGUUCUGCCUCUUCCAAAUCGAAUUUCACAACACGUUUUUGUUUCCUCUUUUUAG